Messenger RNA from Notolabrus celidotus (New Zealand spotty), 1550 nucleotides. It is a transcript of the gene scn1ba, whose product is annotated as sodium channel, voltage-gated, type I, beta a. Gene Ontology annotation, molecular function: sodium channel regulator activity. Gene Ontology annotation, biological process: cardiac muscle cell action potential involved in contraction; sodium ion transport; regulation of heart rate by cardiac conduction. The transcript has 6 exons. The record is from RefSeq and is a predicted model, not a curated record. Gene Ontology annotation, cellular component: voltage-gated sodium channel complex. Lineage: Eukaryota; Metazoa; Chordata; Actinopteri; Labriformes; Labridae. The coding region runs from base 57 to 680 and encodes 207 amino acids.
CAAGAUGCAGUGUGAGAAAGAAACAUUUGGAGUUACAGGUGUGUAACUCCCGGCCGAUGAGAACAUCUGUGUGCCAUGGAGCCUGUGUGGAGGUGGAGUCAGACACAGAGGCCGAGGUAAACAGAGGCUUCAAACUGGGAUGCAUCUCUUGUAAGAGGAGGGGCGAGGUGCCUGCUGAGGCCACGGUGGAAUGGUACUUCAAGGCUUCUGAUGAGACCGAUUUCUCCAUUUUGUAUUACUAUGAAGAUAAUGAUAGGAAAGAAGUUUUUGAUCCACGUUUCUACGAGCGGCUGGGUUGGAGAGGCAGCAAUGGCACGAAAGAUCUACAGGACGGCUCCAUUUACAUCCACAACGUGACCUUCAAUGACACGGGAACCUACCACUGCACGUUCUAUCGCACUCUCAAGUACACCGGCUACGAGUUCAAUACCAACCACACCAAGUGUGUCAACUUGAAAGUGGUUCCACAACUAACAAGGGGACUGGCAUCCAUCUUGUCAGAGGUGAUGAUGUAUGUCUCCAUCAUCGGGCUGCAGCUCUGGCUCGUGGUCGAAAUGAUUUACUGCUACAGGAAGAUCGCAGCAGCAGGAGAGGAAGCUCUAAGAGAGAGCGCGGCCGACUAUUUAGCUAUAGCAUCUGAAAGUAAAGAUAAUUGUGCAGCUGUACAAGUGGAAGAAUAGCACAGGUCAAAGAAGAAUUCACUGAUGCUUCUUUGAGGAAUCAAACAUCCAUGUGUCAUGCCCUCUCCUCUCCUCUCGAAGUCAUUCACCGCCCACCAUCCUCUCCAAGCGACGGAAAAACAGGAUCGACAGAAACGAGAAACAUCUUCAUAAAAAUGUUUUAAGUGACUUCCUGUAAAAUGACAGAGCUGAAUCCUACACAGAGGGACUGAAGGAGUGCAUCAGGUUCUGGUCUCAUAGGAUGGCUGGGGAGAAUUUAAGUGUAAAUAGGUCUGCACAAAUAAUCUUUGAACAUACGUAGAGUAUAUUAUCUGCACUGUAUAUCCACUAUCUGCAUGCUUACAAGCUUUUCCAAACGACUGGCAUCAUGCUCUUGAUGAUCUGUCACAGCCAUACUUUUUUAAGACUUUUUAGUCCGUUUUUUUAUAUUUCAUUUGACGCCACGUGUUUAGAGUUGAGGUUUGAUAGAUACAGGUUUUAUAAAUCCAAUUUUUAACCAAAAACUGUGUUAUUGUUUCCUCUGUGGAUUCAGAGAGCUGAACUGUUGCUAACAAUUAAUCAAAAUCUUGGUGAAUUAAGAUUUGGAACUGAUUUAAUUAACUUCUUAACACGAGUUCAACUCAAUUGGCCAGAAUGUCUUUCUGUAAAGAUAUAACCACAGUACAGAGGAAACACUGUGAAAAUUUGUCUUUACAUUAAAUGUUUUAUUUUGACCAUUUUAAUGCCAAAAAACUACAAAAAAUGUAGUGAUGUUCUGCAGCACUUCAUGAAAUUCAGCCAAAAAUAUUUGGAUUUCAGAUACAACUCUAAAACCAUCAUAUCUGUAAUGGCUGCACAAAGGUUCACAGGCUGAAUUUAAGUAUUUCUGUA